CUUUCAUGGCGGCAGCUGUCCCCGACGCCGGGGGCUCCACGCCCGAGGCGGCGGGGUCCCCCGAAGCCCCGCUGCAGUACAGCCUUCUUCUGCAAUACUUGGUGGGUGACAAGCGUCAGCCCCGACUCCUGGAGCCUGGUAUCUUGGGCGGGAUCCCGAGCCCGGCCAAGAGUGAGGAGCAGAAGAUGAUCGAGAGGGCGAUGGAGAGCUGCGCCUUCAAGGCAGCGCUGGCCUGCGUGGGAGGAUUUGUCUUAGGAGGUGCAUUUGGGGUGUUUACUGCCGGCAUUGAUACCAACGUGGGCUUUGACCCUAAGGAUCCUUACCGUACACCAACUGCAAAAGAAGUUCUCAAAGACAUGGGACAGAGGGGAAUGUCCUACGCUAAAAAUUUUGCCAUUGUGGGCGCCAUGUUUUCAUGUACUGAGUGUUUGGUAGAAUCUUACCGGGGAAAGUCAGACUGGAAGAACAGUGUCAUUAGUGGCUGCAUCACGGGAGGAGCCAUUGGUUUCCGAGCUGGUUUAAAGGCUGGGGCCAUUGGUUGUGGAGGGUUUGCUGCUUUCUCUGCAGCAAUCGAUUAUUACCUACGGUGAGAGGAACUCCGUGGGAAAGGAUGCUGCCAGCCCGGGAUUGGAGAACAGUUUCUGCACCACUCCAGGACUCCGGCUUCAAGGGCUGAAGAUGUGGGUCCCCUCGUCUAGUCAGCUGUGAGGGAAUCGUCCGGCUGCUCUCCGCCUCCUGCCUUCUGAGCUGCCACACACUCUGCUGCUCCCAGACUUCAGCCAGUCUCUACAGUGGAUGCGCCACGCUAGAGUCCAUUUCUCAGAGCAGUGGGAGACAUGGGGUGUUGACUUGCAGGAUUGAAGCUCAGUCCUAGCCACUGCUGCCCCUCCGGGUUGGGCACAGGAGUGAUAGCAUCCUUGCACACACCCAGGAAGCUCCCCUAUCUUGGAACCUCACGCGACCGUCCAUCUCACAUAGCAGGUCAGGCAAAGUAAAUUUAUGCCAUCCUUUUUGGUGUGCUGCUAUCCUUGAUAUAUGUAUAAAAUACACACGUGCCCACACAAACUUUGCACUUUAAAAGGUUGGUUGAUUUUUAUUUAUGAAAUUUUACAAUUCCCAGAAAUGGUGCCAGGUGGCCCACAGAUUAGACAUGCAGAGGGACAGACUGAGAAAGUUCCUGAGGAGUCGGGGAAUGUUCAGUCCUCUUCCCCAAGAUCAUGACCACGACCACGACGUUGGCCGAGGCCUCAGCCCAGCAGUCCAGCCUCGUUGCUCCAUGGGCUGCACUGAAAGUCUGCAUGGGCCUUACUGGCCUCUCCCGAGAGCCCUCCUGCGGCUGGCUGAUGGGCACACCUGACGUUCGCUGAAACCACACAGGGUCCACGGUCUGAUCACUGGAGCAGGAGCAGGCCCAGCUCAGCAACACAUGUGACGGUCCUGCUGCCAUCAUCCUGGUGACUGCAUCACAGGCUGCCGCGGCUGGCUACGAUCGCACUGGCUGGGGGCUGUUCACCAUCCUUGCUCUCCAGUAUCAAUGGGUGUAUUUGUUUUUUUUUUAGUUUUUAUUAAGAAUUAUUUUAAUUUGGGAC
Messenger RNA from Tupaia belangeri chinensis (Chinese tree shrew), 1589 nucleotides. RefSeq names its product translocase of inner mitochondrial membrane 22 (gene TIMM22). The coding region runs from base 6 to 590 and encodes 194 amino acids. Gene Ontology annotation, cellular component: TIM22 mitochondrial import inner membrane insertion complex. Gene Ontology annotation, biological process: protein insertion into mitochondrial inner membrane. The transcript has 4 exons. NCBI's taxonomy places the organism in Eukaryota, Metazoa, Chordata, Mammalia, Scandentia, Tupaiidae. The record is from RefSeq and is a predicted model, not a curated record. Gene Ontology annotation, molecular function: transmembrane protein transporter activity.